Aspergillus welwitschiae is the source of this 1002-nucleotide messenger RNA. RefSeq names its product NmrA/HSCARG family protein. Lineage: Eukaryota; Fungi; Ascomycota; Eurotiomycetes; Eurotiales; Aspergillaceae. The record is from RefSeq and is a predicted model, not a curated record. The transcript has 4 exons. The coding region runs from base 1 to 1002 and encodes 333 amino acids.
AUGACAGCUGACACUGCUAAGAAGGUUAUCACAGUUGUUGGUGCAACAGGCACCCAAGGAAGCUCAGUCGCACGAUCCUUGCUCGAGAAUCCCAGCUUCGAAGUCCGCUGUGUCACACGGGACAUCUUUUCUGCCAAAGCGCAGGCACUGAAGCAAUUGGGUGCGGUGCUCGUCAAGGCGGACGGGUUCGAUGUGACGCAAAUGACCCAAGCCUUCAACGGUAGCUGGGGAGCCUUCAUUAACACGAAUUCUGAAGAUCCACUGCUGGCCGAGCUCGGCAAGACGGACGUUGACCUUGGCGGCAAUAUAUUGCGAAGUGCCGCCGCCGCCGGAGUGCGACAUGUAGUCUACAGCUCUGCGCCCAAACCUGCUAAGCUCACUAAUGGUGAUAUACGUAUUCCAGGCCUUGACUGGAAAGCAGAAGUUGAGGCCAUCGGUCAUGAGCUACCGUUCCAGACUUUCACUCCAAUAAUUUUAGCCUGGUUUCUAGAGAACUUUUUGAGUGGACCAUAUAGCGAAAUCUUCGGCGGCUUUCCAAUCAUGGAGGAUGAGGAGGGCUACCUGACCUACCGAAUCCCUCUCUGGGGCGGACGUGAAGAUGCCCCGUGGAUCAGCGUCACCGACGAUCUCGGGGACAUUGUGCAUGGAAUCUUCCUCGACCCGCUUCGCUGGAAUGGUCGACUGGUCCAGGCCAAUGGAGAUAUCAGCUCGUUUAGCGAGAUCGUGAGCAAAUUCGUCAAAGUUACCGGUCGGAAGGCGCGGUUCAUUCCCUACGCAACUCCGGAUGACUUCCCUACACAUGGUCUGCAAUUCUUAGAGAUGGUCCGAGACACGUUUAAGUGGACUCAGCUACGUGGAGGUGAAUACUACGGCACUCAAAUCACCGAGCUACGGUCCGCUGCUGAGCUGAAACAGGCUUCCUUUCAUGCCAAAGGUGGCAAGGGUCGUGAGACAUUGCUGUCAGUCGAGGAAUGGUUCAAGGCGCACUUUGCCAACCAUUAG